This is a messenger RNA of Erinaceus europaeus (western European hedgehog), 5066 nucleotides long. RefSeq names its product zinc finger protein 70 (gene ZNF70). Bases 184 to 1530 code for a protein of 448 amino acids. The record is from RefSeq and is a predicted model, not a curated record. The transcript is spliced from 2 exons. NCBI's taxonomy places the organism in Eukaryota, Metazoa, Chordata, Mammalia, Eulipotyphla, Erinaceidae.
AGGCCUCGUCGGCCGCGGGUUGGAGUAGUUCAGGUGCGGCCCCGCCCCGCCCGCCCGCGGCCCCGCCCUGCCCAGGUGAACAGUCCCGCCCUGGCCCAGAUCUCUUUGACUGGGAACAGUGUGUCCCAUAGAGGAUCAAGAAAGACCAUUGGGGUAAUUGGGGUGGGUAAUACUAGACUCCUAAUGGAGAUUCCUUCAGUAACCAAGUUUGGUGAGAAUUUUGUGUUUGAGGAUGGGUUGGAGAUGCAACAAGUCCUUUUCCCAGAAGAGGAUCUGGGGGACACAUUUCUUCAGGAGAGGAAUUUAGAACAAAUGGCUGUUAUCUACAAGGAGAUCCCUCUUGGGGACCAGUAUGAAGAACAUGAUGAUUACGAAGGGAACUUCAGCCUGUGUUCAAGCCCUUUUCAGCAUCAGGGUACCCCCCCGGUGAAUAGACCCCAGGAUGAUGAGAUAUUUGACCAAACCUUCCUCCAGAAAUCAGACUUAAGUAUGUGUGAGAUAAUCCAUGAUGGAGAAGAACCCACUAAAAAAAGUUCCGAGAAAGCAGACAAGGAGGGUUUGGAACCCACUGAACCUCACAAAGCCACACAACCAGCAAAACCUUAUGCAUGUCGGGAAUGUGGGAAGGCCUUCAGCCAAAGUUCACACCUUCUUAGACAUCUGGUGAUUCACACAGGGGAAAAGCCCUAUGAAUGCUGUGAGUGUGGAAAGGCCUUCAGCCAGAGCUCACACCUUCUUAGACAUCAGAUAAUCCAUACUGGGGAGAAGCCCUACGAGUGCCAGGAAUGUGGAAAGGCCUUUCGUCAGAGCUCAGCCCUCACACAACAUCAGAAAACUCACACUGGAAAAAGACCCUAUGAGUGUCGGGAAUGUGGGAAAGAUUUCAGUCGGAGUUCAAGCCUCAGAAAACACGAGAGAAUUCAUACAGGGGAGAAACCUUAUCAGUGUAAAGAGUGUGGGAAGGCCUUUAAUCAAAGUUCAGGCCUCAGCCAGCAUCGGAAAAUCCACACCCUGAAGAAACCUCAUGAAUGUGACAUCUGUGGGAAAGCCUUUUGUCACAGGUCUCACCUCAUUCGACACCAGAGGAUUCACACUGGGAAGAAACCAUACAAAUGUGAAGAGUGUGGGAAGGCCUUCAGCCAAAGCUCCAACCUUAUUGAACACCGGAAGACUCACACAGGCGAGAAACCCUACAGAUGCCACAAGUGUGCAAAAGCCUUCAGUCAGAGCUCCUCCCUCAUUGAACACCAGCGGAUCCACACUGGGGAGAAGCCCUAUGAGUGUGGCCAGUGUGGGAAGGCCUUCUGCCACAGCUCUGCCCUGAUUCAGCACCAAAGAAUUCAUACUGGAAAGAAACCCUACACCUGCAAUGAGUGUGGCAAGGCCUUCCGGCACAGGUCAGCCCUAAUUGAGCAUUAUAAGACCCAUACCAGAGAGAAGCCCUACGAGUGUAAUAAAUGUGGCAAGUCUUUCAGGGGAAGCUCACACCUUAUUCGGCAUCAGAAAGUCCAUGCUGGGGAGAAACUGUAGGAGAAGGUACUCACUACAAAGCUUUAAAAGCCUUUCUCAGAUGGAGCCCUUGCCAGACUACUUUUCUUUACCUCCACUUUCCCUUCCCCCAAGUCCCUAAUAACAGCUGAAUGGGAAGAUGCCAGCAAAGUGCUGGCACCCAUAUUGGAAGCAAGACCCUGCUCAUGACCCCAGCCUGAUGCCUGCGCUCGGCAGCGUCACUGAGUGGAAGGGGGUGAGGUGACAGGAAUGAAAACCUGGAGGCAUGAGACAUGCACUUAUCAUCCCAGUGCUGUUGAAAGGAGGUGCCCCAGAAAUGAGAGCUGACCCUCAGUGUUCUCAUUCUCACUUUUGAUUCCCAAACCUAUGAUUUCAAUUUUGCCUUCUAUAAGCUUUUCCCAGCAUCCAGAAAAAGAAAGACACCAGAUGGAAGAAGUUGAGCUAGACCUGUGAAAAUGUCAGAUGAACUCAGCAUUGCUCUGCAGUCUGACACUUCUUACAGAAACCAUGCUCACAGUCCAAAUCAGCUGAAAAAAACAAAUCAAAAAUUAGAUGUCUCCAUAGUCAAAUAGAAUCAUCUGCCUGACUAGGGCUUUGUUGGGGACAACCAAAUAGGUCACAGGUCAAAGGGAGGGUCUGCUAGGGUUUGGGUGUAACGGUGUGAAGUCUCUGACAAGGUCUUUGAAUUCCAUCUUGGGUUGGAGAGAAGGCAAUUUCUGGAAGAUUGUUCUUUCAAAGGGGAAAUUAGAGUUUUGGUCCUGUAGGCCAGCAGGCUUAAGACACUUGACUCUUAACUCAUCCUAGGCAUUAGGCAGUAUUACCUUCCAGGAGUAACCUCCAUGAAAAUCCAUUGUAUUUCAACCUUGUAUUGCCAACAAGACCUUUUCAUCUUCCAGUGCCAGAAGAUGUAGGAAGCAGGGUAAUUCUGCUUCCAGGUUCAAGUACUCCUUCUAUAUGAGUGAACCCCCAGGUUCUAUUUUCCAGUCUGUGAGGUGGAGAUAGUAGGGCUGACUUUAUGCCUCCAAAGGUUGGUGCUUUAGUUCAGGUAAGUCCAAAAGUGAAUGUGCUCUGGCAACUGCCAGUUGAGGAUGGAGAUCCCUACUCACCUCUGCCUCCACCUGGAAAGGCUUUCUUUUUGUUACUAUUAUUUAUUAUUGGAUAGAGACAGAAUUUGAGAGGGGAGGGGAAGAUAGAAAGGGAAAGAGACUGAAACACCCACAGCCCUGCUUCACCUCAUGAAGCUUUCCCUCUGAAGAUGGGAACCAGGGACUCGAACCUGGGUCCUUGUGCACUACAAUGUGAGCACUUAACCAGGUGCACUGCCACCUGCCCCCUUUAUUUAUUUAUUUAUUUAUUUAUUUAUUUAUUAUUUUAACCAGAGCACUGCUCAGCUCUGGCUUAUGGUAGUGCAGGGGAUUGAACCUGGACUUUGGAGCCUCAGUCAUGAGAAUCUCUUUGCGUAACCAUUAUGCUAUCUCCCCCUCCCAAAAGACUUUCUUCGUUGUAGGUGCCUUGUGAUGCAGCAUUUCACAUAUAGAUAUUUCCUGGAGUCACCUAGAGUCUCUGGGCUGCAGAAGGAUCCUUAUGUUUACCCUCUCUUUGUCCUUUCCCUGUCAACUAGUGUUCCCCUGGAAGUUAUUUAGAAAGUAACAUAUCUGUGACCCACCCAUACCAAUUUAUUUGGUAUUCACAGAGGUGGCACUCAGACAGUUGUAUGUUUUCAAAGUUGUCAAGGUGACUGCAAUGCUCUAGCACAAAGCAGGGCUGUGAGGCCUGUGCUGGGCUUUCAUGCACCUCAAGAUCUAAAUGUCACAUCUGCUCAUCCUGACCACAGAGCUUGGAGGUGAUCUCUCCCAGCGCCCCUCCCUAGAAUGGAUUCAGACAUUAAAAAUGUCUGGGAUGAUAAGUGCAUGUCUCAUGCUUCCAGGUUUUCAUGUAGGGCCUGACUUUAUGCCUCCAAAGGUUGGUGCUCCAGUUCAGGUAAGUCCAAAACUGCCAGUUGUGCUCUGGCAAUUGCCAGUUGAAGACGGAGACCCCGAGUCACCUCUGCUUCCACCUGGAAGGGCCAAGGUGUGUGUGUGUGUGUGUGUGUGUGUGUGUGUGUGUGUGUGUGUGUGUGUGUGUGUGUGUGUGUGUGUGUAGUAAGGAGGCAUAAUUUCCCAAAAGUUUUAGAACUGAAGCUCCAGCACCCAUUUUGAUAAUGCUGGUUAUUUCAGCUAAUCAGAAGCUCAUGGGAUAAAAUAAACAUGGGAUCCAUAAUUAUUAGUACUUGAGGCUUGGAAGGCCAGAGAUUUAAAACUGAUCUGAAAGCCUAGGAACCUCAUGGUGAGAAGACAGUCUCACACCUCUCUAGUUCCUCUCUCUACUGUGUGACUAUGCCAGUCAAUCAGCAAGAACUACAGGGACCCUCAGGACCUGCUACACCACCAGCUGUGGCCUGUCCAGAGUCUAGCCAUUUAUGAAGAAUACAGAAACCCCUGUUUGGUGUGAAUGGAACAGCAGCCCCAAUCCCAUCGACCUCCUCUGUGUCCCCCAUCUGCCUCCGCUCUGACCAAGCCUCUCCUUAUCAGGCAGAUAAUGUUUCUUACCCUUGAUGAUCCUUUCUGCAUAUUUCUUCUGCACAGAUCAGCCAAAUUGAUACUUUAAAGAUUCAGUCAUUAAUGAAAGAGAGGGAGAGAGAGAACACUAGAGCAUCACUCUGGCACAUGCAAUGUCGGGGAUCAGACUUGGGACCUCAUGCUUUUAAGUCCAACUCUGACCACCAUGCCACCACUCCCCUGCCCAGACUGAUUUUUUUAAGCAUCUAUUUGUACAUACUACCACUCUCCUGAAAACCAACCUGCGGGCUUUUCUGCUUCUGAACCUUCAUUUCAGCCAGGCUGCUUUGCCAUGCUGAGUAAGCUACACAGAGGUCAUGUAGCACAUGACCAGAUGCCCUCUCCACUCCAGCUUCACUGAACUCAUUUUGUGAUUUUCUUACUUUUUGGAAUAUGCACUUUCUCUUUUUCCCAUCCCGAAUCUCCUUUUUUUUUUCCCCCCCCCGAAUCUCCUUUUUUUUCAUGUUUUUUUUUUUCUUUUUGAUAAUUCAUGUAGUGGGGACCAAGAUCCUCUUUUGAAGGACUAACAGAUUCUCAGAUAAUCAUGAUCAAGCCAGGUUCUUUCAUUUUAAUUUUUGCAAGUGUGAGUAAAGUCUGGUUCCUUUUGUUUAGAUCAUUUCAGUUUUAUUAUGUAUUUUAACGUUCUUUCAUUUUAUUUAGGUUUUCAAGCUGUAAUGUUAAAAGAGAUCAUCCUGGUAAUAAUUUAAUUGUCCUUGAGUUUAGUUCUUUGUUUUUGUUUAGUUGUCUUACUUUUUUUUUUUUUUUUCUGCUUAUAACAGAUGGUGUUGAAUGUUGUAAAGUUCCCACUCUUGGUUUUGUUUACUAACUGAAUUCUUUUGUCAGAGUGUAUGUAUUCUGCUCUUUCUUUUUGGCUUACUAUGCAUUUCUAAGGUUAAUUAUGUAGAUAGAGUUUACCAUAUUUUAAAUAUUCCUAGUAAACAUAAGUACUCUGAACCAUGA